Molecule: messenger RNA, 5664 nt
Organism: Pseudopodoces humilis (Tibetan ground-tit)
Lineage: Eukaryota; Metazoa; Chordata; Aves; Passeriformes; Paridae
Source: RefSeq, a predicted model, not a curated record
AUGAAAAUUGGAUCUGCUUCGGGCAGUUCCCGGGGCAGGCCCCGCCCCCUGAAUAAAAAGGGGAGAAUUCUGGACUGUUCUGGGAUUUCGGCCCAACGGGGAGGGAAAGAUCCGGCUCCAGCUCCAAAUUCCGCCAACAAGAAAAAUUCUCCCCAUCACCAGGAGUGGGUGUGGAAUUUUGGGGAAUUCACGGAAUUCCCAAAAUCCCGUUUUUCCUCCAAUUCCUGGCAGAUGGGGCAGUGGAGCCGCCUGGAGCUGGCGCUGGGGGCGCUGUUCCUGGUGGCAGUGGCCGUGGCCGGAGUGCUGCUGGGCAUCCUGGGGACGUGGGACCCCAAAUCCCGGGAAACCCGUUUUUCCCCUCAGUGCCCAAAUGUAUCCCUGGCUGAGCGCCUCGACUGCAUCCCUGACCAUGCAGCCACCAAGAGUCUGUGUGAACGGCGCGGCUGCUGCUGGAGCCCGCUCAGCGAGCCCGGGGUGCCCUGGUGUUUCUUCUCCUCUGAGCACGGCUACCGGCUGGAGAGCGGCCCCCACACCACGAGCCAGGGCCUCGAGGUGCUCCUGCGCCGGCUCCCGUCCCCGUCACUCUUCGGGGCAGCCGCGGACCUCGUGCGGCUCCGGGCGCAGUUCCAGAGCUCCGCGCGGCUCCGCCUGCAGUUCACCGACCCCGAAAAGCAGCAGUUUGAGGUCCCCCACGACCACAUUGGGCCCUUUUCUGGCCCCGCUGCCUCUGACCCCAAAUAUCUGCUGAAAUUCCAGGAAAAUCCCUUUGGGAUCCAGGUUAUCCGAGCCAGCACCGGCAAAGUCAUAUUCGACACCACCAUCGGCCCCUUGGUGUUUUCCGAGCAAUUCCUGCAGAUUUCCACCCGAAUUCCCAGCUCCAACGUCUAUGGCCUGGGGGAGCAUCUCCACCGGAGCUUCCGGCACGAUCUGCACUGGAAAACCUGGCCCCUCUUCAGCCGCCACGCCGCCCCCUCUGCUAGUGUGGAGAACUUGGCCGGAGUACAUACAUUUUUCCUCUGUUUGGAAGACAAUUCUGGAGCUUCCAUGGGUGUUUUCCUGAUGAACAGCAAUGCCAUGGAGGUGGCACUGACUCCGGCUCCCGCCGUCACUUUCCGGACAAUUGGAGGAAUCUUGGAUUUUUACAUCUUUUUGGGGGACACACCCGAGCAGGUGGUGCAGGAAUAUGUACAGUUUAUUGGGCUGCCCGCCCUCCCACCGUAUUGGGCACUGGGAUUCCAGCUCAGCCACCGCAGUUACGGAUCCCUGGAUGAGGUGAAGGCUGUGGUGGAGCGGAACCGGGCAAUUGGGCUGCCCUAUGAUGUGCAGUACACUGACAUCGAUGCCAUGGACGGGUGCAAGGAUUUCACCUACGACAAAAUCAAAUUCCACGAUCUUCCCAAUUUCCGCAAAUUCCUGAGUGCCGCUGAGCAGAAAUUCGUCAUUGUCCUGGAUGCUGCCAUCGCCAUGGAGCCAAUGGCAGACGGGAGCCCCUACAGGACCUUCGAGAGAGGCCAGGAGAAACGGGUGUGGGUCAACGAGUCUGAUGGCGUCACACCGCUAAUUGGGGAGGCACGGCCAGGCCAGGUGGUUUUCCCAGAUUUCUCCAACCCCGUGUGUGUGGAGUGGUGGGAGCAGGAAUUCCAAAGAUUCCAUGAGCUCAUCCCCUACGACGGCAUCUGGAUCGACAUGAACGAGGCUGCAUGCUUCAUCCCUGGCUCCACCAGAGGCUGCACUGACAGCACAUGGAACUUUCCCCCCUACACCCCCCGUGUGGCUGACUGGCCGCUCUUCAGACGGUCACUCUGCCUGGAUGCUGUCCAGUCCUGGGGCCGGCAGUAUGACGUGCACAGCCUGUACGGCCACUCCAUGGCACUGGCAACGCUCCGGGCUCUAGGCCGGCUGUCCCCAGGGCGCCGCAGCUUCCUGGUGUCUGGCUCAACCUUUGCGGGCUCCGGACGCCUCGGUGGCCACUGGCUCGGGAACAAUGCAGCCACCUGGGACCAUCUGCGAUGGGCUACCCCUGCUCUGCUGGAAUUUGGCCUCUUUGGGAUCCCCUAUGUGGGGGCUGCCAUCUGUGGGUCCUUGGGGGCAGCUCCGGAGGAACUUUGCCGGCGCUGGAUGCAGCUUGGGGCCUUUUAUCCCUUAGCCAGGAACCACAACCACGAAAGCAGCACACCACAGGAUCCAGCUGCAUUCGGUGCCAACUCGGUGCUGGUGAACUCAUCCCGACACUACCUGAGCAUCCGGUACCACCUGUUGCCCUACCUGUAUUCACUGUUCUACCGUGCCCACACCCGUGGAGAUACCGUGGCUCGACCACUGCUGCAUGAGUUUUACGCUGAGGAGGCCACAUGGGACGUGAAUGGGCAGUUCCUGUGGGGUCCAGGGCUCCUCAUCACCCCUGUGCUCGAGCCUGGUGUGGAGGUGAUCUCGGCUUACAUUCCCGAUGCUGUCUGGUAUGAGUACGAGUCGGGCUCCAGGCUGUGGAUGCGGAAGCAGUGGACUCACCUGUACCUGCCUGCAGAUAAGCUGGGGCUGCACCUGCGCGGGGGCCACAUCUUCCCUGUGCAGCACCCGGCCACCACCACAGCUGCCAGCCGCAGGAAUCCCAUGGGGCUCAUCGUGGCACUGGAUGAGAACCAGGAGGCAACGGGGGAGCUUUUUUGGGAUGACGGAGAAUCUGCAGAUACUGUGAGCAGCAAAUCAUACAUUUUCUACAACUUCUGGUUUUCCAAAACUGUGCUGGAGCUGUCAGUGGCCCACAACAACCUCUCAGAGCCUCACGGGCUGGAGUUCCAGGAACUGCGCGUGCUGGGGCUACGGCAGGCGCCACUGGCCAUCACCGUGACAUCCAGCAAAGCCACUGUCCCAUCACCCCACAAUCUCACCUAUGACGCUGCCACACAGGUCACCAUAGUCCAGGGGUUGCGGCUGCGCCUCGGUCAAUCCUACAGCCUGCGCUGGACACUGGGGACACGCGACAGUGACCGCUUUGAUUGUCAUCCCGCCGAGGGUGCGUCCCGUGAGAGUUGUGAGCACCUUGGCUGCAUCUGGAAUGAAAAUACCUCAGGCGUCCGUGUCCCCUACUGCCACUACAACGGCUCCGAUAACGGUUACUCUGCCUCGGACAUCAGGUACUCACCCACCGGAGCCACAGCCACCGUGACCCUAGAGCGCCAUGGCCAUGCCAGUACCACUGCAGCCACCAUACCCAUUGAGACCCUGGGCCUGGAGGUGACCUUCCACAUGGACCACCUGCUGCAGUUCAAGAUUUACGACCCUGCCACUCAGCGGUACGAGGUUCCAGUGCCACUCUCACUCCCGGGCAGCCCCCAGGCCUCAGUCCAGCGCCGCCUCUAUGAUGUCACCAUCCAGGAGCGACCCUUUGGGGUCCAGGUGCGGCGCCGCAGCAGUGGCACUGUCAUCUGGGACUCACAGCUGCCGACAUUCAUGUUCAGUGACCAAUUCCUGCAGAUCUCCACACACCUCCCAGCACCGUUUGUGUUUGGCUUCGGCGAGACUGAGCAUGACGCCUUCCGCCACAACCUGGACUGGCACACCUGGGGCAUGUUCACUCGCGACCAGCCCCCAGGCUACAAGCUGAAUUCCUAUGGUUUCCAACCUUUCUACAUGGGGCUGGAAAAGGAUGGCAAUGCUCACGGUGUCCUGCUGCUCAACAGUAACGCCAUGGAUGUCACUUUCCAGCCAACCCCAGCCCUCACCUACCGCACUGUUGGUGGCAUUCUGGAUUUCUAUCUGGUCCUAGGGCCAACUCCUGAGGAAGUGGUGCAGGAAUACACAGAGCUGGUGGGACGCCCAGUAAUGCCUGCCUAUUGGGCCCUGGGCUUCCAACUCUGCCGCUAUGGCUAUGAAAACGAUGCCGAAAUUGCCCAAUUGGUCAAUGACAUGAACCGAGCCCAGAUCCCUCUGGAUGUGCAGUAUGCUGACAUCGAUUACAUGGAGCGCCAGCUGGACUUCACACUCAGCCCACGCUUCCAGGGGCUCCCAGAGCUCGUGCGGCGCAUCCAGAGCAAUGGGAUGCGCUUCAUCCUCAUUCUGGACCCAGCCAUCUCAGCCAACGAGACUAAUUACCCGGCCUAUGAUCGUGGCAUGCAGCAGGAUGUCUUCAUCAAGUGGCCCGACAGUGAUGACCUUGUCUACGCCAAGGUGUGGCCGGACCUGCCCAACGUGGUGGUCAAUGAUUCCCUGGAUUGGGACACCCAAGUGGAGCUGUAUCGGGCCUUUGCUGCCAUGCCAGAUUUUUUCCGGAACUCCACCAAGGAUUGGUGGGCACAGGAAAUUGCUGAAGUCUACGAAAACCCCCGGAACUCCUCCCUCAGCAUCAAAUUCGAUGGACUCUGGAUCGACAUGAAUGAGCCCUCAAGCUUUGUCCAUGGCACCAUCGGCGGCUGCCGGGACCAGAACCUCAACUUCCCACCCUACAUGCCCCAAUUGGGAUCCCGAUCUGAGGGCCUGAGCUUCAAAACCAUCUGCAUGGAGGGGCAGCAGCAGCUGCCAGACGGGUCGCCCGUACGCCACUAUGACGUCCACAACCUCUACGGGUGGGCGCAGACCAAACCCACCUUGGACAUCCUGCGGAACCUCACAGGGGAGCGUGGGAUAGUUGUCACACGCUCAACCUUCCCCAGCAGCGGGAGGUGGGCGGGGCACUGGCUGGGGGACAACACAGCUGCCUGGAACCAGCUGGACAAAUCCAUCAUUGGAAUGAUGGAAUUCAGCCUCUUUGGGAUCUCUUAUAGUGGGGCCGAUAUUUGUGGAUUUUUCGGGGAGCCCUCAUAUGAACUCUGCGCCCGCUGGAUGGAGCUCGGUGCCUUCUAUCCCUAUUCCCGCAACCACAAUGGGAACAAGGCCAAGCGCCAGGACCCCGUGGCCUGGAAUUCCACUUUCGCGGAUCUGUCCCGGGCCGUGCUCCAGCUCCGGUACCGGCUCCUGCCCCACCUGUACACACUGAUGUUCCACGCCCAUGUCCGUGGCAGCACUGUGGUGCGGCCCCUCCUGCAUGAGUUUGUGGAGGACAGAAUUACGUGGGACAUUUACAGGCAGUUCAUGUGGGGGGCGGGUCUGCUCAUCAGCCCUGUCCUGGAGCCGGGUGUAUCCGAGGUGCGUGCAUAUCUGCCUGAUGCCCGCUGGUUCAAUUUCCACACUGACGAGGAGGUUGUAUUCCGUCACCAGUUCCAGAACUUUCCAGCACCCCUGGGCCACAUCAACCUCCAUGUGCGGGGAGGCCACAUCCUCCCCCAGCAGCUCCCAGCCAACAACACUUGGUUCAGCCGCCAGAACCCGCUGCUCCUGACUGUUGCUCUGGACGACGCCCAGGAGGCCUCGGGGAACCUCUACUGGGAUGAUGGCGUGGGCAUCGACACUUUUGAGAAGGGCGAGUACCUGAUGAUGUCGUUCACCGCCAGCUCUAACAUUCUGGAGCUGCGGGUGCUGCACGGGGGGUACAUGGACCCAAAUUCCCUGAAAUUCACAGAAAUCAAGGUGCUGGGGGUCCCUGGGAGCGUCCAGGAGGUGACAGUGACACGCAAUGGGCUUGAUGUCCAGUCCCCUCAUGCCGUGGCCCAUGACCCCCAAAAACAGGUGCUGAAAAUCACCCAACUGGAGCUGGAGCUGGGUCAGAACUACACCCUGAAAUGGACCUAA